AUGCCAUUGACUUCAAGAGACGACACCAGCGAGGGAAUUAAGACCAGGUCUGCAGGAGCAACGGGCACUGAGGAAGGUGCCUCCCCUAUCGGUUCCGCCCACCAGACCAAGUUGACUUUGGAUCAAGCUCCGGUUGGUCACACCCCUAAGGCCAUGCCCACGUCAGACUUAGCAGACCUAUCGAAGAUGAUUGUGGCUAUACAAAGAGCUGUAGAAAAUGGGCCGGAGCAGCUAGACAGUAAGUUUGCGGCUAUACAAAAUGGGCAGGAGCAGCUAGACAGCAAGUUUGCGGCUAUACAAAAAGGGCAGGAGCAGCUAGACAGUAAGUUUGCGGCUAUACAAAAAGGGCAGGAGCAGCUAGACAGUAAGUUUGCGGCUAUACAAAAUGGGCAGGAGCAGCGAGACAGCAAGUUUGCAGCUAUACAAAAUGGGCAGGACCACCUAGACAGCAAGUUUGCGGCUAUACGAAAUGGGCAGGAGCAGCUAGACAGGAAGUUUGCAGCUAUACAAAAUGGGCAGGAGCAGCUAGACAGCAAGUUUGCGGCUAUACAAAAUGGGCAGGAGCAGCUAGACAGUAUGUUUGCGGCUAUACAAAAAGGGCCGGAGCAGCUAGACACUAAGUUUGCGGAUAUGCAAAAUUGGCAGGAGCAGCUAGACAGCAACUUGGUAGCUAUACAAAAACAAAAAGGAUGA
This is a messenger RNA of Arctia plantaginis, 693 nucleotides long. NCBI's taxonomy places the organism in Eukaryota, Metazoa, Arthropoda, Insecta, Lepidoptera, Erebidae. The record is from the annotation of a GenBank genome assembly.